AUGUCCGGCAAAGCCAAAGUGACCGCCACAGGGCCUCUGCCCGACGCAGAAGCCCGCUGGAUCAAGCUCUCCAAGAUCAACUACACCGACCAGAACGGCACCCCGCGCACCUGGGAGUCCGCCGAGCGCCGCACCCGCCCCAAGUCCGGCGACAUCGACGGCGUCGGCAUCGUCGCCAUCCUCGAGAAGCCCUCCGGCCCCGAGAUCAUCCUGCAGAAGCAGUACCGCCCGCCGAUCGACCAAAUCUGCAUCGAGGUGCCCGCGGGGCUUGUCGACGAGGGCGAGACGGCCGAGCAGGCGGCUGUGAGAGAGCUGAAGGAGGAGACAGGGUAUGUUGGUGUCGCGUCUGAGACGACGCCCAUCAUGUUCAACGACCCUGGCUUCUGCAACACGAAUCUCCGCAUGAUCCACGUCACGAUCGACACCUCCCUCCCCGAGAACCAGAACCCUGUGCCGCAGCUGGAGGAGAGCGAGUUCAUCGAGGUCUUCACCGUGCCCCUGACCGACUUCUGGUCUGAGUGCGUCCGCCUGGAGAAGGAAGGCUAUGCUAUCGACGCCCGCGUGGGUACCAUCGCAGAGGGCAUCGAGCUAGCCAAGAAAUUCAAGCUAUAA
Molecule: messenger RNA, 612 nt
Organism: Colletotrichum aenigma
Lineage: Eukaryota; Fungi; Ascomycota; Sordariomycetes; Glomerellales; Glomerellaceae
Gene: YSA1
Product: ADP-ribose pyrophosphatase
Exons: 3
Coding region: 1-612 (203 amino acids)
Biological process (GO): nucleoside phosphate metabolic process; ribose phosphate metabolic process
Cellular component (GO): nucleus; cytosol
Molecular function (GO): ADP-ribose diphosphatase activity
Source: RefSeq, a predicted model, not a curated record